GAGAUCAUGAAUGUUGGAUAUCAAGAAAUUCUUGUGGAAAAUGCACUCGUAAGUUUUUUCAAGAACAACCUUCGAAUUGGAAAAGUGGUAAUUCAGAAAUUGAUAAAAUAAUUCGAGAAUCUCAGGAAAGUAGAAAUAAUAUACACAAAACUCUAGAAUGGAUACCAUUUGAACAAUUUUAUGACAUAAGAGAAAUAGACAAAGGUGCAUUCAGCAUAGUGUACUUAGCAUAUUGGAUGGACGGGCCAUUGCUUAUGAAAGCUUUUCCAGAUGAGCUUAAAAAAUCACAAGAGAUUUCAGUAGAAUUCAUUAACGAAUUAAAAGUUCACCAUAAACUUUAUUGUGAAGAUUUAAAUUCGAAG
Messenger RNA from Acaulospora morrowiae, 362 nucleotides. NCBI's taxonomy places the organism in Eukaryota, Fungi, Glomeromycota, Glomeromycetes, Diversisporales, Acaulosporaceae. The record is from the annotation of a GenBank genome assembly.